Molecule: messenger RNA, 810 nt
Organism: Sphaeroforma arctica JP610
Lineage: Eukaryota; Ichthyosporea; Ichthyophonida
Exons: 9
Coding region: 1-810 (269 amino acids)
Source: RefSeq, a predicted model, not a curated record
AUGCAAGUCUACAAUGCUGGAGUGAAUGCCCACGGCUAUCUGUCCAAGCCGCAAGCACGCAACGUUCCCAACAAUGAAGAUCGCCAGUCGUUGUCUGCCGGCGGUCCCCAUUCUGUGCUCUCGGGUGGAAAAUACUGUCAUGGGUUGUGUGGUGAUAAAUGGGAUGCGGACCAGAAAUGGAAUGUUCCUGGUCCCAUCCAGGCUACCUACCAAGAAGGAGAGAGUAUCGAUCUGGAAGUAACGGUAACCGCUCAUCACCUCGGCUGGUUCGACUUCCAACUUUGUGAUAGCCCCGACAUCACCGAAGAGUGUUUCCAGCGCAACAAACUCAAGAGAGCCACUUGUGAUAAUGACUGCGACCUGUGGUGGAAGCCACUCUCUAAAUCCGAGACGAUGUCUCAGGUCGUUACCGCAAAUGGCGGGUACUCGUACGACACGGUUCCGUCGGGAACUGUCACCUUCAAAGCCAGGUUUAAGCUACCCAGCUCUGUGGACUGCACCCACUGCGUAUUAAGAUGGCAUUGGUUCACUGCCAAUAGUUGCCCCGCGAAAAAUCCGAGCAAGGACGAGUCGAAGAUCUCCGAGGAAUUCUGGAACUGCGCCGAUAUUCGCAUUAACGCACGAUCCGGCAGCACCCGCAACACUGAUCCGUCCAAAGGCUUGGCCAAUACCCUUCGAUCUCGCAAGGGCGAGAACCUCAUCCCAAAGGGAUACAACAAUUACUGCCCAAAAAGACCCCACGGCAAGCCUUCAGACUUCACAGUCAAUAAGCAGUGCUUUGCAUCCGGUCGCAGUUCCUGUUCCUACUAA